CAAACACGGUAACCCAAGCAACAUGACAGCAAGAGCAAAUUAUAAACAAACAACAAAAGAAAAAAACAAAACAUCUACAACUUGAAACUAGUUAAGCAAAAGAAAAUAGUUGUUUUCGAACUUUUUUAGAAAUGUUUAAAUAAAAUUAAAUACAACCAACCAACUUAAUAGACAAAAUGAGAGGUGUUCUAAAAUGGGUUGAGAAGAUAAACCUUCCAAACACCAAAGAUGAUGAUGUUAGUGUCCAUGCAGUAUGCUAUCAUCCGGAAGGUCAUCAUUUGGUUGUUGCAGCUGGAGACCGUGUUCUAAUAUACGAUCCAAUUGAUGGAAGUGUAUUAAAUACCCUCAAAGCUCACAAGGACACAGUUCACUGUAUUGCAUAUGCAAAAGAUGGGAAAAAAUUCGCCAGCGGUGGAGCAGAUAAAUGUGUUAUUAUAUGGACAAAUAAGCUGGAGGGUCUUUUGAAGUAUUCACAUAGUGACACCAUUCAGUGCCUUUCAUUCAACCCAGUAUCUCACCAUUUGGCUUCAUGUUCCACCUCGGACUUUGCCUAUUGGUCAUCAGAACAGAAGGCGGUUCAAAAAAACAAAGUUUCAUCGCGCAUCAAUUCCUGCGCCUGGACUAAUGAUGGACAAUAUUUGGUACUUGGUUUGACCAAUGGAACAAUAUCCAUAAGAAACAAGUCUGGCGAAGAAAAAUCUCGCAUUGAACGUCCUGGUGGAUCAAAUAGUGCAAUAUUUGGUCUUCAAUGUAGUCCAUUAGCAAAUUCCAAUAACAUAGACACAAUUGCUGUUGCCGAUUGGAAUCAAACUUUAUCAUUUCAUACACUCGGUGGUCAGAUGAUUGGCAAAGAACGUCCUUUAGGAUUUGAUCCACUUUGUCUGACAUAUUUUCCUAAUGGAGAAAAUCUUAUUGUCAGCGGAUGCUGUCGUUCACUGCAAAUAUUCACUAAAGAAGGCAUUCGAUUGGGAACUCUGGGAGAUGCAUUUGAUUCAUGGGUUUGGUCUGUUGCCUUACAUCCAAGUGGAUUUGCGUAUGCAGUUGGAUGUCAGGACGGAACAUUGGCUUGUUACACUAUCGCAUCGAGUACAGUUCAUGCAUUGUAUCGUGAUCGUUAUGCAUUUCGUGAGAAUAUGUGUGACGUCAUCAUACAACAUUUGAUAUCAAAUUCAAAAGUUCGCAUUAAAUGUCGAGAUUUAGUGCAAAAAAUUGCAAUUUAUCGCAAUAGAUUAGCUGUACAAUUGCCUGAAAGAAUUGUUCUAUAUGAGUUGAGCUCGGGUGAGGAUCAACCGAUGCACUAUAAGGUCAAAGAAAAGAUCCAAAAACGUUUUGAGUGCAGUCUGUUGGUUGUAUGCGCUCGUCAUAUAGUCUUGUGUCAAGAGAAACGACUUCAAAGUCUUGAUUUCGAUGGGAUUCUCCAGAGAGAAUGGCUUAUGGAUAGUUUUAUUAGGUACAUUAAGGUGACUGGAGGUCCAGUUGGACGAGAAGGACUUGUUAUAGGUCUUAAAAGUGGACAGGUUUUUAGAAUAUUCCUUGACAAUGCUUUGCCAAUCUUGAUAACGACUGUAAUGUCGGCAGUUCGUUGUUUAGAUUUGAAUGCUGCACGAAGCCGUAUUGCUGUGGUGGAUGAUGCUGGACGAUUGGUUGUUCGGGAUGUGGUUAACGACACUAUGCUUUAUCAGGAUUCUGGAGUCAAUUCUGUUGCUUGGAACACCCAUUUAGACACGAUGCUUUGUUACACCCAUACCACAGGGGGUCUUAGUGUUCGAGUUGGUAGUUUACCACCCCGCAGUCCACAGAAUAUGAUCGGUGUCGUUGUCGGAUUGUGUGGAGCAACAGCAUUUUGUUUGCGGGGCAAUUUAAUGCAUAACAUUCCAUUGGCUCUGGGUGCCACAAUGUGGCAAUUCAUUGAAGCAGGAUUUUUCGAAGAAGCAUAUCAAGUUGCAUGUCUGGGAGUGACAACAGCUGAUUGGGAGAGUUUAGCCCAGGCAGCUCUAGAAUCUCUGCAUCUUAAUAUAGCCAAAGAUGCCUAUGUUAAAGUACGAAAUCUCCCGUGGUUGCAAUUGAUUCAUGGUCUAAUGGAGAAACAAAAGCGUUCGGAAGUUCCCAAAGAAGUCUUGCAGGCAGAGAAUUUCGCAUUUGCUGGUAAAUUUCGAGAAGCUGCUCGACUUUAUCAGAAAUGUGGACAAAACGAUCGUGCAUUAACCAUGUACAGCGAUCUGAGAAUGUUUGAUUUAGCUCAAGAGUUUCUGAAAGAAGGCGACGAAGAAGCUAAGCGAGAGUUAAUACGAAAACGUGCUGAAUGGGCUUGCUCAGUGCAUGAGCCUAGAGCUGCAGCUGAAUUACUUUUAUCGGCUGGAGAAAAUGAAAGAGCAAUAGAGAUUGUUUCACAACAGGGAUGGGCUGAUGUACUUUACGACAUUGGCCGGAGAUUGAGUUUGAAUGAAAGAAGUUCCUUAGAACUUGUGGCUUCACAUUUGAAACGUCUGAAAGCUUUACCCUUAGCUGCAGAAGUUUACAAGAAGUUAGGAGAGGAAUCACAAGUUAUACAGUUGCAUGUUGAAGCUAGAGAUUGGUAUGAGGCCUUUCGAUUGGCCGAAAGUGUACCUGAAAUAUUGCCAACAGUGCAUUUUCAACAUGCACAGUGGCUGGCAGAGUCUGAUCAGUUUAUAGAAGCUCAUGAGGCCUACCUGAAGGCUGGUAAAAGUAAAGAUGCGAAUCGUCUUUUAAAAAGUCUAAGUUCAUCGGCUAUUGCAGAGGAACGUUACUUAGAUGCAAGCUAUUUCUAUUGGUUGAUGGCGAAGCAAUUUUUAGAUGUUUACAUCUCAAAAGAGGAACAAUCUCCAAUGGAUCAUCAUUUUAAAGAGUACAAAAACCACAUGCGUAUUGCGAAAAUCUACUUUGCUUACAGUAUUAUACAUAGUUACCUUAAAGAACCGUUUACAAGUUAUUCCCCAGUGAGUUUGUUCAAUGUCAGUCGAUAUAUUGCAAAUGAAGUUGAACAUAAAGGAGCUCCAAAGGGCAUAAGCAUGUUUGCGCUUUACUAUACGCUAUCGAAGCAGGCUAAACUUUUGGAGGCUAAUAAAUUAUGUCUACAAGUUAACAAGAAACUGCAGACAUUAAAACCUCCUUCUGGAGUUCAGGAACAGAUUGAUAUUAACUAUUUAAAUAGUAAAGCUUGUAAAGGUGGAUUUAACGAUCCUGAAGAACUACUGCCACUAUGCUACAAAUGUUCCAACUAUAGUGCUCAUUUAAAUGGCAAUAGUUGUCCAUCAUGUAAACAAGAUUAUAUAUUUUCUUUUGUGUCUUUUGAAAUUUUACCAUUGGUGGAAUUUCAUCCGGAGAUUGACAUUACUGACACUGAAGCUGAGAGACUUCUUUUAGCUCCACCUAAAUCACCUGACGAUAAUGAUCCUUUUUCUGAAGAUGUUGCCGGUGCCUUACCAUUAAGCCUUGAUCGAAAUGCUCUUAGAGCAAUGGAUCCAAAUCAUAUUCUUGUUGUUAAGCGACGUGAAAAACAAAUGAAAAAUAUUUUUUAUAGAAAUAUUUUACCAGAUCUGCAGGUUACAUUUUGCCCAGAAUGUUUAUUGCUAUUUUAUGCUGAAGAUUUUGAACUACAAGUACUGCAGAAAGGUCACUGUCCAUUUUGUCGAACACCAUCUGAGAAACUUUUUGAAAGUUAUUAGAUUAAGAAUAUUCUUUUGCAAUGUAUGUAUGUAUUUGUAUUUAUUAUAAACUUUUAUUGAAAUUAAAAGAAUUGAAACAAAAAGACAGAAAA
Messenger RNA from Episyrphus balteatus (marmalade hoverfly), 3778 nucleotides. RefSeq names its product intraflagellar transport protein 122 homolog (gene Oseg1). Gene Ontology annotation, cellular component: non-motile cilium; intraciliary transport particle A. Gene Ontology annotation, biological process: intraciliary retrograde transport; non-motile cilium assembly; protein localization to cilium. NCBI's taxonomy places the organism in Eukaryota, Metazoa, Arthropoda, Insecta, Diptera, Syrphidae. Gene Ontology annotation, molecular function: protein binding. The record is from RefSeq and is a predicted model, not a curated record. The transcript is spliced from 15 exons. The coding region runs from base 177 to 3686 and encodes 1169 amino acids.